Molecule: messenger RNA, 1983 nt
Organism: Setaria italica (foxtail millet)
Lineage: Eukaryota; Viridiplantae; Streptophyta; Magnoliopsida; Poales; Poaceae
Exons: 1
Coding region: 90-1745 (551 amino acids)
Biological process (GO): exocytosis
Cellular component (GO): exocyst
Molecular function (GO): phosphatidylinositol-4,5-bisphosphate binding
Source: RefSeq, a predicted model, not a curated record
UGUAACGAGCUCCUCCACACACUACAUAUUCGCGUGCGUUCGUGUGUUGAUCCAAAUUUGGCGCAACAGGUCCAACGGGUCAGGGGAGCAUGGAGGCGAUGGGUCAGGGGAGCAUGGAGGCGACGGGCAGGGAUGGCGGCCGCGAGCAGACCGGAACAUCCAGUUCCUACACCAUCAGCAGCACCUCAGGUACGGUCUCCACUGGCUACACGUCCAACGGCUCUCACCUCUCCUGGAUCUCUAUGGAGGCGGCCAGGCACUUCCGAGAAAUGGAGGGUGCCGACGAGUUUGUUCAACCAGUGAAGAAGACCCACAAAGAAACGGAGAAGCAGCAUACCGAGCUUGCCAUUGCCAGGCUAAAGGAGAUGUCCAUAAAAACGGCGAGAGAGAUGAAGAUAGAGCAAAUUAAAAGCCUUUCCAACGAAAUCUUUGGUGCGCCGUGGGUGAAAUGCAGCAUCCAAGGAGCCGACAUGAGUGUCCUCGAGAGGUGGUUCAAUAAGCUGGGGGUCGGGUGGGUCCUCCACGUCACUGCAGGGAAACUCGAGCAUACUCUUGAUGCAUCGAGCUGGAUCCGGGCUCUCUCCGAAAUCAUGGAUGCCUUCUGUCUAACGACGUCGCUGUUUUGUGGUCAUGAAGAAGCUCCAAAUGCUCAAGAAGCUCAAGAAGGAGCUGCUGUUACGGAGGGUAAGGAAGAAGAUAUUACGGACCUAUUCCAGUUUGCAAGCUUUACCGAACAAGCCAUGUUGCAAAUGCUCGCUUUUGUUGACUUCAUAGCUGCUCCAAAUGUUACUUGUCAAGUUUUUUUCACUGACCAGAUGAUGUGGGUGCCGGCCCCAUACCGGAAGCUCCAUACACUGCUCCGUGUACGCGGUGCUCUGUCCAGGAUCCGGUCAUCCUAUUCGCCGCCCUCUGUAGAAGCCGGAAGGAUACGGGUCCAGGUGUUCAACGUCUGGUCAGCAAAGGAGGGCAAGGUGAGUGAGGCCAUAUGGAGCACAAUGGAAGAGAUCAGGACUCGAAUCCUGGAAUCGAUUGAUGGCAGCAAAGGCUCAUCUGGUACUCAAACUCCACAAGGGUCUUCAGACAUUGACGAGACCACUAGGUCCUUAAUGAAUUACGUAACGUUCCUGCGGGACGAUCACAUGUUGGUGAAUACAAUUGUAUCUGAAGCUGCUAGCCUCGGUAAGUAUGUUCCUCGGAUUGGAGAGGUGCCACCUUUGUGGAGCCUGGCAGUGGAAAUGGUGUCUUGCCUAGAACAUAACCUUGUCAACAAGUCAGAAAAUUUCCUAGAUCAAAGCCUCAGGUUCUUAUUCUUGCUCAACAACUCAUCUUUCAUAAGGGAUCUACUCUCCUACACUUGUUAUUUUCCCAAAUCCUACAAGGAAACCUUCAAUGGCAAAGUCCAGGGGUAUAUGGAGAGUUACAUACAGAUAUCUUGGGCACCGGUGUUGUCGUGCUUUGGGAAAAACUGCUCCUCUCCUCAAAAAAACAAAAGAAAAAAUCUCCUCAAAAAAAAACGGAAAAACUGCUCCCCCCUGCCUAAAUUCGAGUCUGAGUUUGGCAAGAUCUACACUGCCCAAAAGCUGUGGAAGGUCCCAAAUCCUUAUCUGAGGAAAACCCUGCGGGAAGCUAUCAUAGAGAAAAUCAUUCCAGGCUACAAAGAAUACAUAGAGAAUAACCAUGUUACCACCCCAAAAUUCACUCCCCGGAAUCUGGAAGAGAUGUUGCAAGAGCUGUUUGAAGGAUGAACGACAUGGUACAUUUAGUUAUGUUUCCUUGUGUGUUGACUUUGGUAUGGAAUACAAACAUUGUUGCUUCAAAUGACACGCAUGGUUUCUGAAGCUGUGAGUGAAGCAGGCAAUAAAAAGCUGAAGCAUUAUAAAACCCCAUUUGGUCAUUUGCAUUUUGUCUAUCUAUCCUUUCUGAAUUAAAUAUGGAACAGCAUCGUUUCAAAAAUAUGGAACAGCAUGCAGAUAGCUGUCUGUA